This is a messenger RNA of Paramormyrops kingsleyae, 806 nucleotides long. It is a transcript of the gene ube2c, whose product is annotated as ubiquitin-conjugating enzyme E2C. The record is from RefSeq and is a predicted model, not a curated record. Lineage: Eukaryota; Metazoa; Chordata; Actinopteri; Osteoglossiformes; Mormyridae.
GUGGGCGGGGACAGGUUCUAAAAGGGAAAAGUUUAAACUGAGGGGCGGGAUGAGUUCGUAGAGGGAGAGUUUCAACGCCCGAAGAGCGAAGGAGGAAGGUCUUGGCAUCCUCGUAAACAAACCCAUAUCGUGUGGAUCAUGGCCUCCCAGAACAUGGAUCCGGCCGCGGCUUCAUCCACCGCGGCUCUGAAGGGCAGCGAGACCGGGGGCGCCGCCGCGAAGGGCUCGGUGUCAAAGAGGCUUCAGCAGGAGUUGAUGACACUAAUGAUGUCUGGAGACAAAGGGAUUAGCGCUUUUCCCGAGUCGGACAAUCUCUUUAAGUGGAUUGGUACCAUAGAUGGGGCACAUGGCACGGUUUACGAAGGCUUGAGGUAUAAGUUGUCUUUGGAGUUUCCUAGUGGUUACCCCUACAAGGCACCCCGAGUGAAGUUCAUCACUCCCUGUUACCACCCCAAUGUUGAUGAGCAUGGUAACAUCUGCUUGGACAUCCUGAAAGAAAAGUGGUCUGCUUUGUAUGAUGUCAGGUCAAUACUUCUGUCCAUCCAGAGUUUACUCGGAGAACCUAAUAAUGAAAGUCCGAUGAACGCAAGUGCUGCUGAGCUUUGGGAAAACCAGGAAGCCUACAAGGCCCACCUGCGUGCCACUUACAAGAAUUGACCUGAGGGAUUCACCAUCAUUAGUGUCAUCGUCUUAAUUUUAAGUGUCUCUUUCCCUGUGCUUGUGACUAUAAAUUAUGCUUUUUUGUGUGUGUGUACAGUGUGAUUUUUUUUGUAUGGAAAAAUUGAAAUAAAGCUCUUGUAAAUCUA